AUGAAUAAAGUAUCCCCGUCUGAUAAUGAUUUUGAUAACUCCAUAAGUUCAAAGCGAGUGGGUGUUCUUGUGACUAAAGCAGCUAAGAUAUUUGGAAUCGUUUCUAAGAAAUUCGACAGACCAUCGCUUCCCGAUUGUGCCAUUGAGACAGGACGAGGAACGGGAUUCAGUAGCAUCACCAUUCAACCUGCGAUCUAUCAACAAUCAUCAACAAGGCAAUUGGCAUUUGGAAAUAACUCCGUUGAGAGUGAAUCGUCAAAGCCUUUGAAUGACUUUUACAAUAACACUACGUUAACAACCGUCUCGAAGAUGUUUUGUGCCGUGAUAUUACUAACAGCUUUCGUGUUAGUAAUGAGUCGUAGCUUUAGUCAGUAUCAACAGUUUUACAAUCAAAAUCAACAACAGGUUGUGACGAACUCCACAAUUAGUUGA
Auanema sp. JU1783 is the source of this 432-nucleotide messenger RNA. Lineage: Eukaryota; Metazoa; Nematoda; Chromadorea; Rhabditida; Rhabditidae. The record is from the annotation of a GenBank genome assembly.